AUGUGUAUAUACCGGAGGCGGCCGCGGGAGCCUCGGCGGUUCGGUUCGCGUGGAGAGUCGGAUGUGCCGGCAGAACUGCGAGUGGCCAAUGGGUCGCAGAAGUUUGUGAAUUUCACUUCGACCAUCCAGAACCAGCUGCUGCUGGUGUCGCUGCUGGAGCACCUGUGCCACAUGUACACACACAACCCCGUGCACUCGAGGUGCUUGUUCCGAAUACUUCGACAGGCUUUCACGAGAACAGGUUUGCUCUCCCCUUUUGCCUUCUGUGAUGAGUUUAGUACUGUAAGACUGCAGCAUAAUAGAGCCAUUACUGAGCUAAUGAAAGCAGCUAACCGACAAGUACUUAAUGGGGAACUUGAUAAUGGAGAUUCUCGUGCAAUUGGGGAAAAAGAAGUUCUCUUGGAAGCACAGACUUCACGAUACUUGAAUGAAUUUGAUGAGAUUGCAAGAUUAGGAAAAGGAGGAUAUGGCCAAGUAUACAAGGUCAGAAACAAGUUAGAUGGUCAGUUCUAUGCUAUUAAAAAAAUCAAUAUUAAGAAGGCUACAAGAAGAGAUUGCAUGAAGGUGCUACGAGAAGUUAAAGUGCUGGCUGGACUGCAGCAUCCUAAUAUUGUGGGGUAUCACACUGCUUGGAUGGAACAGGUUCAAACAGCUUGCCCAAAAGAUAAGACAAUAUUGAAGUUGCAGUCAUUACCCUUGGAACAGGAGAGUGACAAUGAUCACUGUCACACUCAGAGUGUGGAAAGUGGUAGUUCAAUUAUUUUUGCUGACCUUACUUCACAAGAAGAAAAGUCUGGUGACGGUACAUAUCCUAGAAAUCAGGACAGUGAACUGGUGCAGAAUAUGGAUGUAAGGAGUGAUUUCACUAACAGCAGUAGUAAGGAAAUACGUAUGAAACCAAACAGAUGUGAAUCACCUGUAGAACUACAAGAAGACUCUGUCAGUAGUGUUGACUGUAGAUCAACUGAUUUUAAAAAUGAUUCAUCAUAUGGCCAUCCCUGUAGUCUGGAUCUAGAUGCUAGUGCUGGAAGUAAGUCCUGCACUGAAGAAUACUCUGGGAAUGAUGUAGCUCUCUGUGGAGGGUUUGAGGUGGAGUAUCGUUUGAUGCUUUAUAUACAGAUGCAACUCUGUGAACUGUCCCUGUGGGACUGGAUUGCUGCCCGUAACAGAAGAUGCAAUGAGAGAACAGAGGAUGCUGCUGGCCCAUACCAUCUUGUGGAUGUCAGCUGGACAACGAAAAUUUUUGAGGAGUUAUUAGAGGGAGUGUGUUAUAUCCACAGCAUGGGAGUGAUGCAUCGAGACAUUAAACCCAGAAAUAUCUUUUUGCAUGGAUCAGAUCAUCAAGUUAAAAUAGGAGAUUUUGGAUUAGCCUGCAAAGACCUCCUUUGGGAUGACGCAGACCAGUGGUUUCACACAGGAAGGAUAAAUGGACUGACACAUACCUCAGGUGUGGGGACUUGCCUAUAUGCUUCACCAGAACAGCUGCAGGGGUCUGACUACGAUUUCAAGUCAGACAUGUAUAGCUUGGGUGUUAUCCUGCUAGAACUCUUCCAGCCAUUUGGAACGGAAAUGGAAAGAGCAGAAGUUAUAACAAACUUAAGGAAUGGCCACAUUCCUCAUAACUUCUACAAGAAAUGGCCUGUUCAAGCCAAGUAUGUAAAACUUCUCACCAGUCAGGUAUCCACAGAAAGACCAACUGCUGCUCAACUUCGUGAAAGUGAGCUGUUUCAUACUACGGAACAUGUUAUUUCUAAUCUACAGCAGAAGGUGAGAGAGCAAGAAGAAGAAAUAGAAAAACUGAAAGAGAAACUAAGACUGCUUUCCACUGGACAAGAUGAACAUAUGAAACAAGGUUCUCCAGUUUAAGUACGGGAAGAACACAACUACUGUAUAUUAAGUUAUAGAAAAACUUUUUUUUUACAUAAAAAUAGUUUGGUGCAUUUUGA
Molecule: messenger RNA, 1946 nt
Organism: Meleagris gallopavo (turkey)
Lineage: Eukaryota; Metazoa; Chordata; Aves; Galliformes; Phasianidae
Source: RefSeq, a predicted model, not a curated record